CCAGAAGGUUUGCUUCGAGUUCUGUAACACCAUUGCACCACCUGUGCUCACCCACUUGUCCUCAUCAAUCAGCGCAUCCCACUCGACAAACCACCACCUCAUUCACCACACCCACACCCGCAUCGCCAAUCCCGUGGUGCUCUCCCGCGGCAGCCAUGCGACUUUCGAGGCACCACCCUUUCCUGGACCUUAGAUAGCAUUUCUCUCUCGCUCUCUUCUACCUUGCGUGAUCCUCGACCGCUGAGGCUUGUGGAGCUAGCAAGUAUCGUGCGAGUUGUUGCGCCGCGCACUUUCGACGCCCGCCCGCCAUGGCCAGUGAAGACACGAUCAGGCAGUUGAAUUCUGCACGCGACAUAGUCCUCCGCGACCCCGCCAUCUACCCCCAAAUCGUCCCGGGCGUGCUGCCCGUCAUAGGCGCAUCGCAGCCUUUAGGAUUGCGGAGAUGGGGCGCCGACUUCCUUGCCGAGACGUUCGCCAGUCCCGUUGUCAGCCCCGAGGACAAGGAGAAGAUGUGUUUGGGGGUGUUGGACACACUACAAGGAUAUCUGAAUCGAAAGGAGCAGAGUGGCGGCGAGGAGGACGUCAAUGUAUUGAAGAGUGCGAUUCAGUGCUUCGCAAGCAUAUACCCGUACGUCUUCCGGUACGUGGUUACACACGCCGAGGAGAGUGUCAAGGAGGUGUGGGCAAAGGUGAUGGGGAUGAAGAGUGGCAUUUUACGGAGGAUGGACUCGGCGCCAGCGGGAGUGCGGAUAUGCUGUAUCAAGUUCGUGGCGCGCGUGGUGCAGGUGCAGACGCCUGGUUUGAUUGCCGACCCGCGGAAACCGGAUCAGAACGAGGUCUCGCUUGCCCUUGUUCCGCGAGAGCAUGCCAUUCUUGUGCCCAGCAACCUGGAAGCCGAGGCCAGCGGGCUCCUCGAUCGCCUUUUGACGGUCCUUGAAGACAAUCCGGCGGACGCAUUGACGGUCACCUCGACUCUGAACGCCCUCUCGCCUUUGAUCCACCGCCGCGCCUCCAUCUCUACCAAGAUCCUCGCCACAAUCCUCUCCUUCAAUCCGGUGCAAACGGGCAAGGACAGACUCAACGCAAAGUCCAUGACACGAACGACCAUCUCCCUCCUCAACAACGUCCUGAAACGCAUUCCCACGCAUACCCUCGCGCUCCGCAUUCAAAACCAGAUCGACAGAUUACGCCAUCUCUUGGCAGAAUCACUUCUCGACCAGCCCAACGCGCUCAAGCGAGGCCCAGAUGAGCCGAUUGACGGUCUUCAUGCGAACAAGCGCCUACAGCUCGACGCGGAAGCCUCUGGCGCCGCAGCACAGCAACGACGCGCAGACGGGCCUCUCCCCCUUGGACCAGUCAGUUUCAAGGAUCUAUACACUCUCACCGCAGAUCCGCGAGCAGCGGGCUUCCAUGUGGGCAUUUUGCCUGAGCAAAUCGUUGCGCAGCUGGUGCCUCCGCUCCUGCAGAACGUCAAUUCCACGCAGUUCGACCAAGCCUUGAAUCUCUUGCGGACGAGGAUCCUGGAGCUACAGCGCAGGCCACUGCCUAGCGCAGUCGAUGCUGCGAGAGUCGGGCCUGGCGAUGGCAUCGGAGACGAGGAGGACGAGGAGUAUGAUCCGAAUGUGUUAGGAAUUGGGGAAACGGAUCAGGUCAAUCCGAUUACGAGCGAUGAGCGACAGGGCCAUUUGCGACUGGAGGUGAUGAAGUUACCUGCCGAGCCUCCCCUGAACGAGAACGAAAGGUUAGAAUACGGAGAGCAUGCGCGGCAGAGGCUGUUUGGUACGCUGCGGGACCUAGAUGACGAGCUUGAUAAGAAGAGAGCGGGAAAGGCCGGGGUGGCGGAGAGGGAGCGAAUCGGUGGCUUCGGCCAGUCAAUGGGGGCUGGAAUCGCAGGGCAUGAGCGAGAGAGCUGGAUUACACUGCUCGUGCGCAUGGCCACUCGAUCCGCUUUUGAGACCAAGGAAGGUGCAGACGAUGAAGAGGAGGAAGAAGACGAAGCAGCCGUCAAGCGCGAGAACGACGACAGAAGUCUCGCCACCAAAACCAAGAGCGGGCAGCACUCCUCAUCAUCCUUCCCCGACAAAAUCCGCGACGCCCUCCAAACCUACAUCAUGUACGACUGGCGCCGCCGAAUCGACACAGCAAUCGCCUGGCUCAACGAAGAAUGGUACACCGAGCGCCUCUCCCGCCCCGCCUCGUCAACCACCAAAGCCCUCCCAACCUACACCCACCUCACCCUCUCCACCCUCGACCAACUCACCCCCUACCUCGACACCAAAGACGGCCGCUACCUCAUCCGCUUCCUCUCCGAAGUGCCCCACCUGCCCGCCGGCAUCUUUCCGCGCAUCAAGAAGAUCGCCGAGGACCCGGAGCGUGUGCAGCUGGCGUGUCAGGCUCUGCUGUAUUUGAUUAUGCUGCGGCCGCCGGUGCGCGAGGCGGCGAUUCAGUGCGCGAGGGAGAUGUGGAGGGAGAAUCGCGAUGCGAGGACGGGGGUGGAGAAGAUUUUGGUGAGGUGGGCGCCUGACGAGUUGAAGGGCAUGAAGCAGGAGGCUGAGGAAGGGGUGAAAGGGGAGUAGAGGGGGGCGUUAUGUAGAUUGAUGUAGGAUGUGAGAGUUGGAUUUGUGUGCAUGCUUUUUCACACAUUUCUUAUUCUUUCCGAUGCUGCUGUUUUGCUACAUGUCCAUAUCUGUCGUGGAAUGUGGCUUCAAUGGGUGUUCCCAAUUUAUGCCCAGCGGGUGGGUCUUGCCAUGCAUAAAAUUUCCCAGCAUCCCAAUAAUUUCUGACAUUCUGACAUCGAGUCACAAUCGCGAUU
This is a messenger RNA of Neohortaea acidophila, 2812 nucleotides long. RefSeq lists its product as uncharacterized. Gene Ontology annotation, cellular component: mRNA cleavage and polyadenylation specificity factor complex. The record is from RefSeq and is a predicted model, not a curated record. The transcript has a single exon. The coding region runs from base 309 to 2576 and encodes 755 amino acids. Lineage: Eukaryota; Fungi; Ascomycota; Dothideomycetes; Mycosphaerellales; Teratosphaeriaceae.